UUCGAUGUUUCUGGAGCUGUCAUUAGCCGAUGCUUUCCCUGGUUUCAAUAUUUUCUGUUCUUGGUAGAGAUUUGCACAACGCAGGAGAAAUCACCGCAACAGAAAGUUAUUCUCGUCGAAAUUCUAGUAAGGCAUCCAUCCGUGUCAUCAUGAGUGCAAAGAAUGUCGCCCAGCUAUUCCUGCGGAACAGUCGCCAGUUCUCCAGAACCUCAACAGCCUCAUCCAGCGAGGUCGCCGAGGGUUACAAGAAACUGAAGCACGUCCAGGAGCAGUUCCAGAAACAUGAUGGUCUGCCAGUACACUUGAAGCGUGGCGCCGUGGAUAAGAUGCUGUUCGGUCUCACCACCGUGCUGUGCGGAGUAGCCAUCGUAGGAAUGGGCAAACUUAUCUACGAGCUUUCCUACCCAGCCCCCGCGGCCGAGGACGAAUAAAUGUGAGGGCGCGCGCUAGAUGAAACACAGUUGCAGAGCAGUAGUCAAAAUUGUUAAAACCAGCAUUUAUUGCGUCGGUAUGAUUGGCUUUAGAAUCGGUUGAUACGGGAUUAUAAGCGAAACAGUGAAGCAUUUCAAUGCCAAUGGGUCAAAUAAUAAUUCCAUUUAAAAUGCACUUACGAUCAGUAGUUUGCAGGAAAAAAGUGUCUAAUUGUAUUAUUUUUAUAAGAGGCUGCCAAUAAAUGUUUGUUUUGAGCAAUGCGACAUAAUA
Messenger RNA from Toxorhynchites rutilus septentrionalis, 702 nucleotides. RefSeq names its product cytochrome c oxidase subunit 7A, mitochondrial (gene COX7A). Lineage: Eukaryota; Metazoa; Arthropoda; Insecta; Diptera; Culicidae. Gene Ontology annotation, biological process: mitochondrial respirasome assembly; regulation of oxidative phosphorylation; mitochondrial electron transport, cytochrome c to oxygen. Bases 30 to 431 code for a protein of 133 amino acids. The transcript has 3 exons. The record is from RefSeq and is a predicted model, not a curated record.